Messenger RNA from Biomphalaria glabrata, 9675 nucleotides. RefSeq lists its product as uncharacterized. Gene Ontology annotation, cellular component: membrane. Bases 368 to 8701 code for a protein of 2777 amino acids. The transcript has 43 exons. Lineage: Eukaryota; Metazoa; Mollusca; Gastropoda; Planorbidae. Gene Ontology annotation, biological process: G protein-coupled receptor signaling pathway. The record is from RefSeq and is a predicted model, not a curated record. Gene Ontology annotation, molecular function: adenylate cyclase inhibiting G protein-coupled glutamate receptor activity.
GUUUUGAUAUUCUGGGUUGGGUUGAGCACACCGGUCCGUGUUCUUGUGUUUGGGUGGUGCUGGUAUACAAGCACUAAUAGAUCUAGACUAAAAUUACAAAUUUUAUAAUUAAAUUAACAAUCUAAAUCUGGGACUAAGACGACUAGAGUAGUAUUCUAUAGUGACUUAGUCUAAAUAUCUGUAGUCGUGUAGAGUCACUCACAAUUUAUACCUUAUUUCUUCUUCUUGGAUAAUCUGAAGACAGUAAAGAAACAUUCCAUGAUUAGAUUGGGAACCUACAAGAUACAGUUACACCCAGAGUGAGAGUAGAUCUAACAUUGAAACCCUAGAUCUAUACUAUAGAGAUCUAGGUCUAAAUUACUGGGUCAUGAGUUUGAGCUUUCUAAAAAUGAAAUGGUGUUGGCUUCUCCUUGUUGUAACUCUGGUUACCCCAAGCCAUGCUCAAAAUGUUGCUAGGCAAGUGUGUACGCUGAAUGGCAUGACUAAUGAAAUUGGAGCUAACAGCGCCAUAAAACUAGGAGUUUUGUUUGAGAUGAGAAAUAAAGGCAGCGGUGGACUGGGAUGUGGCUCUGUUAAUAUAGCAAACAUGCAAGUGUAUGAGGCAGUUAAAUAUGCUAUAAAUGUCUACAACCAUGCUAAUUCUGGGAAUCCAUACUUGACUAAUAUCAUGUUUGGUUUCAAGGCUUAUGAUACUUGCUACUCAACAACACAAGCUAUCAGUGCUAUGGAAAGUUUAUUUCCUCAGUUGACAUCUUCCAGUUCUUUCUGCCAACAGAACUCUUCACUUCUUGUUGGUCUGGUGGGACCAUUGUCUAGCUCUACAGCCAAGUCAGUGGCUGAAUUUGGAGGUCAGUAUGGAGUCAGUAUUGUUUCACCAGCAGCUCGAGACCCAGCACUUAGCAAUAAAAACAAAUAUCCCACAUUUGUCAGGACCGUUCCAUCCUAUUCUGUUUUUGCUAAGGCUGUUGCAGAGUUGCUGUAUCAAUUACAGUGGCAGAAUGUUGCAGUUAUCUAUACCAAUGAUGAUGAUGGGAGCAGUGGCUAUCAACAACUGCUGCAGGCAAUUUACAACAGAGGUCUCUGUAUUACCAAUGCUCUGGCCAUUGAUGACUCAAUGGACAAGACGACCUACAGGGCAGCUCUUAACAGUUUUAAGUUCAACACUUUUAAAGUGGCUAUAGUCGUAGCUAACAGUGCAGUAACUCAAGUAAUUCUGGAUGCAGCUAACGAUGUUAUGACGAGCCCGAAUAAUGUUCAGUGGAUCUUGAGUGACUUGGAUAUAACAAAUGACCAAAGUAGCCUUCCGCAAGCUCGUGGAUCUUUGGUUGUUGUGCCCAAAUUUCCUAAAAUUUCUAACUUUGUAGAACAAUUUGUGAAUUAUUUGGUUACACCCAACAUAAUUGUGGACAACCCUUGGUUUACAGAAUGGUAUUCAAUAGUCUACAAAUGCUCACCCACCUCUGGUACAAGCAACUGUCCAAAUCUGAAUGCUAACACUUUGAAAAGCAACUUCAUUCAGAGUCCUUGGGUGGUGCCAGCAAUUAAAGCUGUUUUCGCUUAUGUAGAAGCUGUACGUGCUGUAUGCCUGAACAGUGGUUCAGUGUGUCAGAACCUGAGAAGCAUGACCCCUGCGGCUUUCAGUGCAGUCCUAAGGAAUUUAGAUGUGACCUUGCCAAAUGACUUCCCUAUAAUUGAGCUGAGAGGUCAGCGCAUCAAAUUUGAUGCCAAUGGAGAUCCAGAAAUUUCAGAAUAUUCAGUUUAUAAUUAUAACAGUGCAAGUGGAUCCUUUGUAUUUGAAGAAAUUGGAACUUUUGUGUCAGAUGUGCUGACCUUGGCACGCCAACCUACCUUGUAUGAUUCUCUUAAAGCUGUUGUUCUGUCGAACAAUCCUACAGUGCUCUGCCCAGCUCUCGGCUGUCAGAACUGCCUUUUGCCACAGAGAGAUGUUGUCUUCAGCUAUAAGCAAGCCGAGGUGGUCAUAGCCACCCUGGCCCAAGCUCACCGCUCUGGCCGCACACCUUUCACGUGUGGCUCUGGCAUUGUGCCACGGCUGACUGCUCUGGUGGCUGCAGAGUGGGCUGUCGGAAGGUACAAGCUAGACAAUCCAGGAAAAUUAAAUGGAGUUUCCCUUGGCUCGCUGGUCGCUGACAUUUGCCCAGAUAGCUAUGUGGCUAAAGGAUUUCUUACAGAUCUGUUAAGUGGCAAUAACCGCUUGGUUGAUUUAUCAGGAACAAUUAUUACUCCAGAGACUAUCUAUGCAUUUGUGGAUCUAACAGAGAGUGAUGUGACUAAAACUGUCAGUCCAAUUCUGUCCAAUUACAAGAUACCAGAGAUUGAAGUGGUCGGGACCACCACGGCUGUGGCUAAUGGAGCUACCACACCAUAUUUCACUCGAGCUGUUCCUAAUGAUGAGGUCUACUACAGAGCAGUUUCUGCCUUGCUCCAGAGUCUGGGAUGGAAAUAUGUGCAGGUAGCCACUUAUUCUGCUGGUCUGUAUGAUGAGAUGACUCAAAUAUUUAUCAAGACAGCUGCGAGCUAUGGUAUCUGUGUAGUCAACACUGCCGUCCACUUUGACACUGGCGACUACAACGGCAUGCUCAUGGACUUAAAUGGCAGAUCAGAAUCUCAAGUGGUAGUUGUCAUUGGUGGUGUUGAUGAUGUAAGAGGAUUGUUAGGAGCUAUCAACGCUACAGGUAAUCCUGGACAGCUACAACUUGUUGCUGGCUCUGACAGGUGGGCAUUGAAUCCAAACUUUGUCCAGGGCCUCGAGUCUGCAGCAGCUAACACCAUAGUAAUAGACCUGGAGAUGCCAGCCAAUGUCCAGUUUAAUACCUACUUGAGUGGUCUGACCAGGUCGGCCAUAGUGGCUAACCCUUUCUUACGAGAGCUGUUUGAAAUUACUAACAGGUGUUCAUUAGACGUAUCAACCAGAGGUCUCUACACCAGAACCUGCACUUCUGCUGAUACCAAUGUCAACUUUUAUCAGGGGAGAACACCCUAUGUGAUCCAGAGUAUCUACACUGUGGCUGACAAACUGCAUGAAAUCAUCCAGGAACUCUGUAACACCACCACAUACACUGGUCUGUGUUCUAACUUCCGCUCUGCCCCAGAUAUUGGCCAGCGCCUUGAUGCCAAACUCCAAAACAUUGGCAUAUUGUCCAAUGGCUAUGGGAUCAAAGAUGGUGAGGGUGUCACUGAUUACAUCUUCUAUGUUUACAGACAGGGAACUUACACGAAGUUUGCUCAGUUCAACACAGACUCCAAGCAAUUGAGCUCUAUAGACACCACUCAACUUGCCAACUAUCAAAGUAAAAAGUCCCAAUGCAGUGGCGCUUGUUUCCAGUGUGGUUACAUGUUCAACAUUCAGAACAGUUUGUUUAUUCCUGGAGAUUGGCUCAUUGCUGGAGCCUUCAGUGUCAGCAACCCAGGACCUGCAAACUUACAACCAUAUGCGUGUGGCUCUACAAGACUAGCUGAUGGACCCCAGUACACAAUGGCCAUGUUGUAUGCCCUGAAUCGGGUCAAUAGUGGCCAGGCCAGUGUCUCAGUACCAGGAGUUACAUUUGGUGGCCUCGCUCUUGAUCACUGUACUAAUCCUGGCCGGGCUAAACUGAUGGCCUCAGCAAUUUAUUCUGGAUUUAUGAGAAAUGGUGUUGACCAAAGCAAGAUCCUGGCAUGGAUUACUGACGACACCGCUAGCACUAAUGAAACUGCUGAAAUAUUGAAUCCUCUAGAGGUGGCCAUGGUUAGCCCUUCAGCCACAUCAGCUAGACUGCUGGAUUUUCCAAACUUUUACAGAACUAUUCAGGGGGACAGAACUGCAGCACUUGCAUUGGUUAAAAUCGUCAAAGCUUUUGGAUUUCCAUAUAUACAGGUUGUGUAUGGCGAUGAUGAUUAUGGCAUUGGUGGUUUGGAAGUGAUGACAACUGUGUCCCAGUCAGAGGGAAUAUGCAUCACCUACUCUCAUAAGUUGUCUUCCAGCAAUCCAUCCAGCAGUAUCAUCAGUACCAUUUUGACCAAGGGCACUGACGUUGUGGUUCUUUUCCUGGGCAGCUCAGACGUAGAGGACUUCCUGUCUGCUGUGGCUGGUACAGAUAAUGUCCGAAGAAAAUUGUUAAUCUUAAUGCCUGAGCCCAACACAAAGAUUGUUAAGAGAUAUUCUCCUUCCAUAACACGACCAAUCAUCGGUCUGCGUCUGCAGCGGUCCAACAUUGUGAAUUAUAACAACUACAUUAAUAGCCUUCCUGUUGAGAACCCUUACUUUGCAAGGUACUACAUGGCUCUCAAGAACUGCAACUUGCCUGGCUACUCCAACUAUGCAAACCCCUGUCCCACUCCCCUGACCCCAGUCACCAAUGACACCAACUACAUUGAGGACAACUACAUCCUAGCCACUAUCAACAGUGUGUAUGCUGUGGUGAAUGCACUGCACCUGACUGUUGCCGAGUAUUGCAACCAGGGCUACAAGUCUCCCUGCCCCCAGUUCUACGCUGCCCAGGACAGGAUGAAGAGAUUUAACCUUCACCUAAAGGAUGUGACCUUCAUUGACGAGGGGCUAAGGAGCUUUAUGUUCCUAGACAAAGAAGGAAACACUGUGUUUGAGGUGUUGCAGACGUCAAGUAACGGAGAUUACAAACAGAUUGGCAGCUAUGCUGGGAUAACUCUGGACCUGUUGGACUCCAGCAUGUAUUCAUACACCAAUGUGACUUCCAGUUGCAUUGACAACUCUUGUUUGGUCUGCGUCACAGCUGGCUUUAAUUUCUCACAUAUCCCUGGGGAUGUUUAUCUGGCAGGUAUAUUUGAUGUUCACCAGAGAUCACUAAGUCCAUUCACAUGUGGUUCAAUCAAUCCUCUCCAUGGUUACCUCCUGCUGGAAGCUUUCAAUUUUGCCAUAAAUCAGGUCAACAGUAAGCAAGGUCAGUUUGCCAGCAUACUGCCCAACACCAGGCUGGGGGGCAUUGGCUUGGACGCUUGCAACUCUCAAGUACUUGGUGGCUUUGUGGUCAGUAACAUCAACAGUGGCUAUACUACACUGCUGAAAGAUGGAAUGCUCAUUAGCCCUUCCAAGAUUGAUGCAUAUAUUGGGUCCUAUUCCAGCAAAGCUUCUAUAUAUCUGGCCAGAAUUUUAACAGAUCUUAAAAUACCUCAGAUCAGUUAUGCAGCAGGCAGUCAAGAUCUGAAUGACCAGAGAGUGUAUCCUUUCUUUUACCGCACUGUACCAUCUGAUGGAGACCAAGUGGAAGCCAUGCUUAAAUUUUUGGACAAGAUGGAUAUACGCUACAUUCAGAUACUACACGAAGAUAACAGCAACGGUAUAUCAGCCAAGGACUACUUGAUCACAAGGGCAGCUGCUUACAGGAUAUGUGUAGCCCAGACCGUGCCAUUCCCAGAUCUAGGGGUGAUCAGCCCUGAAACCUCCAAUGGAAUAGUGGCCAAGCUGCUACAGAAGCCUGCUGCCAAUACAGUUGUCACAUUCCUGAGUGUGGAGUUUGUGAAUUCCCUGCUGCUAGCCAUUGGAAGAUCAAGCACUGCUCAGAAUAAAUUAAGGUUUGUUGGCUCUUCCUCUUGGGCAGACAGUCAGGAUGCAUAUCGCAAUGCUGAGACCUGGGCUGUAGAUUCUGUCACACUCAAACUGGACUCAAAUGAUGUCUACGACUUUGAGACCUACAUGAACUCCAAGACUUUGGCCAACUCUGACCAGAAUCCUUGGUUUGAAGAGUACUAUCAGUACCUGAUGAACUGUUACACCUCCAGGACUCAUACCAUGGGCUACCCUAGGGCUUGUUCUCUGGCUGCCACCACCAUCUUGAAUUCGCCACUGUACCAGCAGGAUCCUGGAGUGGUCUAUGUCAUCAAUGCUGUCUAUGCUGCUGCUUUUGCACUUGAUGCAACCCUGAAACAGAAAUGUGGACUGCAAUACACUGCAGUUUGCCAGGCUUAUCGCAACAGUGCUGAUAGAAGAGUUGUGCUUAGAAAUAACCUGGCCAAUGUGACCUUUGAUGACCCCUCUGGCAACAAGUUUGUCUUUGUGAAUCGUUCAGGUCUCGCUGGAUACAAGUUGAACUCUGUGUACAAAGGUGUAUUAGGCGUCAGUUACACCACGAUUGGCAGCUACAACAUCACCACCAACACUAUCAACAUUAGCUCUACAUACACCUCCCAAUGGGAUAGUAACUGUGACCGCCGUGAGGCUUGUGCAGAGUGUCCAGAGAUCAGAGAUAAUGACCUGCGUUAUGUCUUCAGCAAGGACUCUUCAAUCACCACCAAUGCCACCACCAUUGUUGGCUUCUUUGACAUCCACAAGCAAGGUGCUGACCCCUACAGGUGUGGUGAGCUCAACAUGCCAGGCUUCCAUCACUUUUUAGCUUUCUUCUACGGUGCUCAGAAAGUCGUCACCUCUAAAGUAAAGGGCAAAGUUCGUAUUCUGGCCAUCGACACUUGCUCCAACAGCAUGCGAGUGGACCAAGACUUGUUUGGACUGCUAGAAGGGACUGGACUCUGUAACACUGUGUUUGACAAUGACAAGAAAAUAUCUCUUGACAACCUGGGCAGUGUCAUUACAAUGGGGGAUCUCAACACGAUGGCAGCAGCCCGAGUCCUGGAGCAACCCAGGGUCACCUACCUGAGCCCCAAUGCUCUGAGCUCUUACCUCGAUGACUAUGACUACCUCCUGCGUACUGUCGCACCUAAUAAAGCCUUGGUCAGCACCCUGGCUGCUCUGUUCACAAAGCUCGGCUGGGGAUAUCUAGACGUGGUCUACCAAUUGAACUCACCUUAUGGAGUUUAUUACUACAAGGAUUUCAACAACUAUGCCAAGAGAAAUGGAUUGUGUGAAGGCUCAAUACUUGGACUUGACUCUGGCUUUACAACUGCAGACAUCAAACUGAAUGGAAACAAAGGUUCCAAGGCUGCGGUUCUCUUUGGCUCUUUAGACUUUAUUGGCAAUGUUCUGUCGAGCAGUUCAGGCUUCAUUGACCAGUACACUUGGAUACUGGGGGGUGACUGGACACUCACCACAGAUGACUUUAAGCGUAUUGUGCCAAAGGGCAAGACAGCCACCCUGAUAACGCUCAGGCGCCAAUUCUACGACGUGAAAAGCUUCUUGACCUACUUGACCGACACCUUAAAGUACAAUGAGGUGCAUGGGACCAACACAGCCAGCAUUCCCACUCAGUGGUUUGAUGAGUUCUACCAGACAGUCUUCAACUGUACCAUCAGCACCUCAACCAAACCAAUCAACAUAGGAAAAUCUGAAUGUUUGAAAAAUCAAACUUACUCUACAAGUUCUCACGAUAAGUUUGCUUUAAAUACAAUCGCUGCUGUUUUUGCUGCUGCCAGUGGACUGGAAGGAGUUCAAACCAGUUACAACACAGUGGGCAGACGCAACUCAAUUUUGCAAAACACUUUAAGUGUCAGUGACAAUCUGGUCUCACCUAGUGCCAGCCUUGGAGACUUGAAUCUGGCAAACCCACCAGCAGCACUCAAGUUUGAGUUUGAUAAGGAGAAUCACUGGUGGAACUCUGGCUUGGAGAUGAAGAUACUCAGUGUCUCUGUUGCCCCUGAUGGCACUGUGACAGUCAAGGAAAUUAAGACUGUGAAUGUCUCCUCCUCCUUCAGCGACAGUCAAAUCAAGGACAUCCAAUCUGCCUUCAAUGUCUCUUCCAUUUGCACUGACAGCAGCGGCUGCAGCUGUUCUAGUGACAGCACAUCUGGCAAGUCAGGAGCCCAGACGGGCGGUUUCUCUGCUUCGGAUCACCGCAACUAUUACCUGUACAAUGACCAGGAUGUUUUGUUGUACGAUUGGCCAGUUUGGGCCAUUGUGGUGGCCAUUUUGACCAGUCUUGGACUUCUCAUCACAGUUAUUCUAUUUUUGAUUCUUGUCAUUGCCUACCCUGUGCGUAAAGGCACCACCGUUCUUGGAUACAUGGUUAUCGUGGGCAUUCUUGGUAUCUACGUCAUCAACUUUGCCUUCUUUGUGAAUGCCAAUGAAGCUACCUGCGGCAGCCGAAGGUUCCUAAUGGGUGUAGUUUACAUGAUUGCUUUUGCACCGCUGCUAAUUAAAGCCCUGGACAACUGGAGGUUUAGUCAAGUGGAUGAGAAAGAAGCAUCCAAAGAUAGAUACACAGGAAUCUCUUCGGCUUGUUCCUUGUUCUUUGCUUCACUGGGCAUCGUGUUAGUCCAGUGCAUCAUUCCUAUCAUCUGGCUGAUACUGGUGCAUCCUACGGCAAGCUACUGGGGGAUGGCCGAUGCCAAACACGACAACUGGUGGUGUGACCCACCUGAGGACUAUGACGUGGGCAUCGUUUUGUCCAUGGUGUUUGUUAUGUUCAUCGUGCUGAUGACUGGCAUCUUCUCCGCCAUCACUUAUGACUCAGAGAGGAAUAACUAUGAGUCAAGGUGGAUAUUGUUUGGCAGUAUAGCUACAGCUGGAUGUUUUGUGGUCUGGAUGAUUGUAUCCACAAAUGCAGGUCCACCAUACAGGGAUGCUGCUGUUUCAAUAGGCAACCUUGUGAAUGCAACACUCCUGAUGCUGGUGAUGCCUUUCAGAAAGUCUGUCUUGCUGUGUCAGUCAAAGAGAGGCAAAAAAGAGGCAGAAUAUGAUGAGGAUGGAGAACCAAACUCCUUCAGCAAUGGAGGCUACAAUCCAGGCUACGAGCUUAGUGACUAUGAUCAGUACAACACCAAACCAUCAGAGUUUUGAUAUUUCAGAUGACUUCAUUUUCAACAUUUCUGAUUUGUCACCAAGUGCUAUUUUUUAAUUUAUGCAAAGUUCACCAUUUUAUAAUAAUUGAUUGUGAAACAUGUGCGUAUUCAUAUGUUCCAUUUCUUUUGAAUAUCAUUUUAAAGUCUUUGUAGUUCAUUCAAUUAAUGUCUGACUUAAACACUACCAAGAUCUCAGUGUACCCAGAAGUAGACCCUCUUAAUUUCUUCUCCCAGUCUUCCAUCACAACAAGUUUGACUAGCAGAAGAAAACUGACAUAGUUAAUGUAUGGUUUCUAGUAAGAUUCUGUUAUCACUGUGUAUAUAUAGAUCUUAAUUGUUACAUUUUACUAGUGACUUAAGGAACUAGAAAAGUACAAGAGUUAUUGGACUUUGUUAUUUCACCUCUCAUUACCUUAUCUGAGUGCUAGGAGUGUGAUAUGUGUACAAGGACUGAUUGAGUGUGAGCACAGCCUGAAUGACUGACCUUUAAUCCUGUUGAGUCCCGGGAGGAAUCUUCUGUGAUUCUUGUUUUAUCUGUCCAUGUUUUUAAAUGAUCUUUUACUGUAUGAAAUUUGAACAUAUCAUCGAAAGCAUUCAUUAAUGUUUCUGAUAUCAUGAAAUGUAACUCACUAGAGUUUCUCUCAUACUCGACUCUUCUGUUCCCAUAAAUGUUGAACGACCUUUUUUUUUAUUUUUAUUUGGUUCCAAACAAAUUAAUGAACUAAAAUGUUUAAAAGUGAAUAUAUUUUUGUUAAAUUGUAUUUGUAUACGAAUUUAGUUUAUAUAUUGUUAUUUUACAUCAGUUUACAAAUGAUUAAUUUUCUAAUAUUUAAAUACUAGAUCUGUUCAGAAAUCAUGUUAGUGUAACCUGUGAUCAGCAGUUUAUUUUCAGAAAUGUAUCUUUAUAAGGUAGACCCAAUGUUCUGUGUAUAUUUAUUGAAUCCAUCUAUUAAACUAUUCGCUUAUAAUGGA